UCUUUCAAUACUGUAGUUGGGCCGUCCCGGAGAUGCAGCUGCUGCGUUGCUGCCACUGCCGCUAUUGCUGCUGCUGCUGCAUAAUGCAGUAAGCGGACCAAAGCCAUGGAGACGUGCUGCAAAGCCGUCGUGACCACCAACUAACCUACCAACCCCUCCUUUUGUCUAUCAGAGACAGGUUGGCCGAUGGAAUGGCGGUGCGACGCGGGGUCUCAACUUGGCUUGGCCGCUCGAUCGGCGGACCAAUGUGGUUCCGACCGAAUAACAGGUCGUCGAUCACUUCAAUGUGAACAAGUGUGGCUUAUUCCUUUGCUAGGCGAGGCUCAUUACUGUGGCAAAUGGUCUAGUAAAGCCUAUGAUUGCCCCGAUGCAGUGUCGACAUAAAAUGUGCCUCUGAAUUCAAAAUGGCGGCCUUAUUCACUUCAAUAGGCAUGAGCCAUAUUGUAUAUUUACAUUGCAGCGUGAUUCAAUUGAAGCAAUGACGUUCCGCUCGCUCGUCGCCACACAAUCAGAAGCUAGAUGCUUGGCUGGCGAUGAAUGAUACUUAUGAUUUUGUGCAGCAAUUCAUCGCACGUGGCGAUUCAACUCCAGGACAAUGCAAUUUCAUUCAGAAACAUUCGAAAAUGCAUGAAAAAUUACUUUUCUUUUUUCUCCCCUAUUAUUUUGGUAGUAAUAGCUGCAAAUAUGGUAGGGCUGUGGCACCCGGGGCGGCCGCGUCACCAGCAGCUUGCGGCUGACGACAAGCAACGACGUCAGCUGUGACGAAGCUGGACGUCUAUUUUCCUAUCACGAUCGUCUUAAAUCAACUAUACCGUCCAUUCCUUUACAGCAAUUAAAACAGCUUUGAAAAGCGUGGUAUUGCAUUUCGCCCACAAUCAUCGCUAGUUCAGUAUUUGAACGCCUGUGUCCCAUCAUGACGGCUCAAACUGUACCAGUACUCGCUUCAUCGCUUCGCAGCAAUGUCGCAUCAACAGUCAAUUCUCUGGAAAAUCUGAUGGCAUCACCGCAAUUCAACAAAGCGCAUACAAUCCAGAUUCAGUCAGUGAUACAGAGCCUGCAAAAAGUCUCAGCAUAUGUGGCCGACAUCCAAAUCCACCUGGCGGGUACGAAUGCAGUGUGCACGGCAGUACUUCAUACGCAGAUUUCUCAGUCAUUAUCAGAAUGCUCGCUAGCCCUGGGUCCAAUGCUGAAGCAAUUGCAAAGACUGGAUGGUACCAAUGUCGAUGACGCAUCUGGUGAAUUUUGGGUGCAUCUCGGCCGACUUACAGCAACACACUCGCGCUUGUUUGACUUUUACGGCGAACUUCUGCGCAAGGGAGAUGAAACGCUACAAAACGACGCUCUGCAAAGUUCAGUCGGCGACGAACGAAUCUCGCAAGCCACUGAUGCCAGUGACGAAGCAUCCGAAGCAGUAGAUAUCUUUGACAGAGAUGCUACUAUAUCUUUACCAAUCAGAGAAAAGAAUCCUCCGUCUGAGGCCGCACAUUCGCAGCAACCAGCCGAAGAUCACGAAAUUCCUCCCACUUAUGGUGCUCCACCACCUUACUCGCCCAGUCAGGAUAAUGCGGGAGAGGGUUCCAGCGCAGCAGGGGCAGCAGCUGACGAGACGCAGAGUGGCGGCUGGUUUAGCAUCGAUGGCAUCAAAAAGUCCAUGGCCGCAAUUGCAAGCGCCAUGAAAUCUAAACCAGACCCAUUCGUACCAGCACUCUGUGAAGCAAUUGCGCGCGGUGAUGUCGAACAAGCCAAGCUCUUCAUCUCACAAGGGGCCAAACUCAACGGAUACAACGAAAAUGGUGACCAGCCUCUCAAGGUAGCCGUAAUGUGUGGUAAUCCCGUCAUGGUGAAACUGCUGGUGGAUGCCGGCGCACCCAUGGUUAUUGAUAAACGACCAGCCGUGUUUGGGGCCGCCAAACUGGGCAAGAUCCAAAUGAUUCAGAUAUUCUUGGACUACGGAGCAAACCUACACGAGACGGAUAUUACGGGCAAGCCAUAUUUUGUCGAUGUCGUCCGAAAGGGCAACUACGCAGGUAUCAAGCACUUGCUAGAGCUGGGAGCUGAUGCUAAUGCUGAGGAUAUCACUGGGCAGCCCGUGAUUGUUCUUGCAGCUCAUGCCGACAAAUUGGAUGUUGUAUCAACACUUCUUGACCAUGGUGCUAACGCAAAUGCUACCGAUAUUACCGGUCAGCACAUGUUGGCGACCGCCAUCCUACGCAGUAACCACGCCAUGAUUGACUUGUUGUUGCAGCGUGGCGCAACCACAUCCGCCCGCGAUGUUGUAGGCAACGAAGCGCUGGCUAUUCUUGUUACGCGUAAUGAGGUCGACUUAGUUUUCAGAUUCCUUGAGCGCGGCGCAAAUCCAAAUGCUCAAGAUAUGCAUGGUGUCCCCUGCCUUGCUGUAGCAGUCGAAAAGGGCAACCUGGAUAUCGCACGAGCUCUCGUGAACCAUGGGGCUAAGACGAAAGUAAAGACCAUGGUCGGCCAGCCGGUUCUUAUAUGCGCAAUGACAAGCAAAAAGAUGGACCACGAUUCCAAGGUAGACUUGAUCGAAGUGCUCCUUUCAAACGGUGCUCCAACCAAGGUGAAAGACGCUUUUACGUCACGCACAGCGAUGCAGGUAGCACAGGACAUGGGUGAUGCCAGGAUAAUUGGUCUUUUGAAAAAGUAUGCAACUGCUUAAGGGAUUGGUUUGCUGUGAAAUUGCUUGAUGCUGAUGUCUAGUUGACUAAACCAAUCAUGUAAUAUUAACUUUGUAAAUGAUCAAAAAUAAAACACCCGAAUGAAUGUAUGCGCCUGCCGUCUUGUCUAACUUUUUUCUUCCCUCUAUAUCCUCGUCAUGCUGUUCAAAUGUUCCAAAUGUAUGUAUUUCGUAAAAGGAGAGUGCACAAUGUCAAUUGGCUUAUGCCGAUCUCGCGGCGAUGACCUCGCCCAGCCACCAAGCGUGGAUACGGGCAUCGGUUGUAAGUUCGGGGUGGAAGCUGGUGCCCAUGACAUUGCCUUGGCGAACAGCAAUAAUAUCUCCAGAGUUGUCCUUGACAGUAGCCUGAGAGACACCAGAUUGGGCCUUGUCGACACGACCAGGCAGCUUGGCGAGGACGGUGACGCCCUCAGUAGCGAGGACCUCUUCGACAACAGGGGCGCGGAUGAAGACACCGGGGAACUGCGCGUCGGGGCCGAGGAAGGGAAGGUCGAGGGGGACCUGGAAGCUUUCGAUUUGGCGGCCAAAGUGGUUUCGGUGGACGCGGACGCCGAGGCCGCCGAUGAGUUCCUGGCCGCCCUUCUUGGUGGCGUUUGCUUCGUUGGACAGCAGGAUGAGACCGGCGCAUGUACCCCAGACGGGCUUCUUUUGGACCCUAUAAGAAAGGAGUGUGUUAGAUUGGCGGUGCACUUUCUUGCGCGCAGGGUUCUGGAGAAGUAGAGCUUACUUGACAAAGUCGCGGAGGGGCUCAAGAAGGCCAGACUGCGCGGCGACAAAGGAAAUGGUUGUGCUCUCGCCGCCGGGGAUGAUGAGAGCGUCGCAGGAAUCAAGUUGUUCCACUGUUCGGACCUCGAUUGCCUUGAUCUCAACGGACUUGUUGGUAAGCGACUCGGCGGCCUUGCGGACGAGGUUGACGUGCUCGAUGAAGCCGCCUUGCAGGGCGAGGACGCCGAUGACGAAGACGUUGGUCUGCAUUGUUGGAAGCGGUGCUAUGUGGUGUUUUGAGACAAGUCGAAGUAUUAGCAGCAACAGAACAGACAAGUAACAACCAAAAACAGAGUGAAAGAGAGCAGAGUGAAAAGUAUCACGAGACUUGUGUUUAAAAUCGGCUUAAGGCGCAGAGGACAAAGAAAAAGCGGAAGGCGCGACGAC
[Torrubiella] hemipterigena is the source of this 3847-nucleotide messenger RNA. The record is from the annotation of a GenBank genome assembly. NCBI's taxonomy places the organism in Eukaryota, Fungi, Ascomycota, Sordariomycetes, Hypocreales, Clavicipitaceae.